UGUCAGGUCUGUGUGAACACACAACACCGCCUCCGUCAUUCCUUCUCUUCCCCACGGAGGAGCGAGACACAUUCCUGCAGCGAAUUCUCCUCCUUCUCCAUCUACCAUCGUGGUGGAGUCGACCUUGUUUUGUUUUGAGGGUUUUUUUCCUCCUCGUCACUGCGUGGACCACAAGGAGACAUUUAUCUGGUUUAUUUUUUUUUAUUUGUUCUGGUCAAACAAACAUGUGCGUGAACGGCGCGUGCGGAGCGGAGAGCGGACAGAGUCGGAGGAACGGGACGGAUGAAGGGCAGAGAGACGACAGGUGGAUCCGGACAGAGUCGGGCUCUCCGCGGGUCUCCUCGUGAGCUCAGCGUGGGGGACGUGAAUAUUUCAUGGACGCGGUGUGUGUAUUACGGUCAGACCUGCUGCUGAAACGGCCUCAGGCUGGAUCAUCUGAUUAGAAGCCAAUAAUUUCACAACCAGUCUCCAUUUACUAACUCCACUCUGCUCCCAUAUGAUUUAUAAAUGAUUUAUAUUCAUAUUUAUGAUGGGACUGUUGCAUGACUUUCUCUGAUUUUCCAAGUAAAUGUGGAGAAUAUGGCACAUGUUGACCAUUAUUUUUCAUUAACUUCCAGUUAAUUUUUGCAGGAAACUAAAUUGCUUUCCUUAAAUAUUGUUGCAGCAGCUAGUGGAGCAUCAAUAAUUACUGAAUUAAUUGCUAUUUUAUGGUCAGUUAACCAAUGUGAGUUACAAAAAGUAAACGUGUGCUGUUUCCAGCCUAUAGAGGGACAAAGAAACCAGAAAAACUCAUUAUAUUUGGUUUAAAUACACAAGGAUGUCAUUGUUUUUGAGAUCCAGGUAAAUAACACUUGAAAACUGACAUCUUAUGAGCCAUACAGCUCGUUGAUUAAUCAGGUGAAUAAAGUGAUUCAUUAACUCAAAAAUGACAGUAACUCUUGGUCGCAGUCCAGUUCCAAUGGUCUGAUGGGAAUUGAUUUCUCAUUGACCUGUGCAAAGAGCGUCCUGCAGACUCACGGCUGAACAGCAUCAGAGGGGGAAAAACAGCACAACACCAGUCUCUCUCCGUCUCUCCUGGGACAUCAACAUUCACCAGCUAUGUCUCGGCUCUUCUCUCUGACCCUCGUCACCCUCUCCAUCCUCCUCCUCCUCCUCCUCUCCUGCUGCUGCGUCCCCGCUCUGGGCAAGAAGAAGCUCUACAUCGGAGCCCUGUUCCCAAUGAGCGGAGGCUGGCCCGGGGGACAAGCCUGCCUCCCCGCUGCCCAGAUGGCCCUCAGGCUGGUGAAUGAGCGGGCCGACAUCCUGCCGGGCUACGAGCUGGAGCUGAUACACUACGACAGUAGGUGUGAUCCAGGUGAAGCCACCAAGCUCCUCUAUGACCUUCUGUACACGGAGCCCAUUAAAAUCGUGCUGAUGCCCGGCUGCAGCUCUGUGUCCACGCUGGUGGCCGAGGCCGCUCGCAUGUGGAACCUGAUUGUGUUGUCGUACGGCUCCAGUUCCCCGGCAUUGUCCAACCGCCAGCGUUUUCCCACCUUCUUCCGCACUCAUCCAUCCGCCACGCUGCACAACCCCACCCGAGUGCAGCUCUUCCAGAAGUGGAAAUGGACCAAGAUCGCCACCAUUCAGCAAACGACCGAAGUGUUCACCUCAACUCUGGAUGAUCUGGAGGAGAGGGUGAAGGAGGCAGGGAUUGAAAUCAGCGUUCGUCAGAGUUUCCUCACAGAUCCCGCUGUGGCUGUCAAGAAUCUCAAGCGCCAAGACGCCAGAAUUAUUGUUGGCCUCUUCUACGAGACAGAAGCCAGGAAGGUUUUUUGUGAGGUGUACAAGGAGAGGUUGUUUGGGAAGAAGUACGUGUGGUUCCUCAUUGGCUGGUAUGCGGACAACUGGUUCAAGAUCAAGGACCCGUCCAUCAACUGCACCGUGGAGCAGAUGACGGAGGCCGUCGAGGGCCACGUGACCACGGAGAUCGUCAUGCUCAACCCGGAGACUGUGCGCGGCGCCUCCAACCUGACCUCUCAGGAGUUCCUGACCAAGCUCAUGUCCAAACUCGGCGGGAAGAACCCAGAAGAGACGGGCGGUUUCCAGGAGGCCCCUUUGGCCUACGACGCUGUAUGGGCUCUGGCGUUGGCCCUCAACAAGACUGUGGGGCCCCUGAGGGCCAAGGGCUACAGACUGGAAGACUUCAACUACAACAACCGGGACAUCACGGCAGAGAUCUACAAAGCGAUGAACACCAGCUCCUUUGAAGGAGUUUCGGGUCAUGUUGUAUUUGAUGCACAAGGUUCUCGAAUGGCCUGGACUCUCAUUGAACAGCUUCAAGGAGGAAGUUAUAAGAAGAUUGGGUACUACGACAGCACUAAAGGCAACCUGUCCUGGUACGGGAAUGACCAGUGGAUAGGCUCUGGACCUCCUGCAGACCAGACGAUGGUCAUUGAGGAGUUCCGUUACCUGUCGCAGAAGCUCUUUGUGACUGUGUCUGUCUUUGCUGGACUGGGAAUUCUGCUGGGAAUCAUCUGUCUCACCUUCAACAUCUACAACAGCAAUGUCAGGUACAUUCAGAACUCUCAGCCGUACCUGAACAACAUGACUGCACUGGGCUGUAUGAUGGCUCUGGCUGCCAUCUUCCCUCUGGGCAUCGACGGUCUUCACGUCCACAGGAGACAGUUCCCCGUCGUCUGCCAGUUUCGCCUCUGGCUCCUCGGUCUGGGUUUCAGCCUCGCGUACGGCAGCAUGUUCACCAAGAUCUGGUGGGUCCACACUGUGUUUACCAAGAAGGACGAGAAGAAGGACAGGAGGAAGCAUCUGAAACCAUGGAAACUCUAUGCCACUGUCGGCGUUCUGCUCAGCAUCGACAUCCUGUCUCUCCUCAUCUGGCAGAUUGUGGAUCCCCUGCAUAUCACAGUCGAGAAAUUCACCAAAGAAGCGCCCAAAGGAGACCUGGAUGUUUUGAUUCAGCCGUUACUGGAGCACUGCAGUUCCAUAAAGAUGAACACUUGGCUGGGUGUGGUCUAUGGUUAUAAAGGUCUACUGCUGCUGCUCGGCAUCUUCCUGGCCUAUGAGACAAAAUCCAUCUCCACAGAGAAGAUCAAUGACCACCGAGCUGUGGGCAUGGCCAUCUAUAAUGUUGCUGUGCUGUGCAUGAUUACAGCUCCCGUCACGAUGAUCCUGUCCUCGCAGCAGGACGCUUCCUUCGCCUUUGCCUCCCUGGCCAUCGUCUUCUCUGUGUACAUCACGCUGGUUGUUCUGUUUGUUCCGAAGAUGCGGCGUCUGAUCACGCGAGGCGAGUGGCAGUCUGACGCCCAGGAGGCCAUGAAGACCGGCUCGUCCACCAACAACAACGACGAGGAGAAGUCCAGACAGUUAGAGAGGGAAAACAAGGAGCUGGAGAAGAUCAUCCAGGAGAAAGAAGAGCGCGUGUCAGAGCUGAGGAACCAGCUCUGCGAGCGACAGGCCACGCAAUCGCGGAGACGACCGUCCACCAUCACCAAUCAGCACCACAGCCCGCCACUCACCAUCCACCACAGUGACCACCCCAGGGCCCUGGCCCCUCCCCCGGGUUAUUCGGUGCCUCUCGCCUCUGACCCGCACCCGGUCCCUUUGUCUACCUUCGCCAACUCGUCCAGCCUCUACCAGUCGGACGGCAAGAUCAGCCGGAAUAACUGCCACGCCAACCGGCUACAGCUGCUCUACAAGUGAGGUAAUGAGAGAGCAGAGCUGGGAUGGGAGCACAGUUGUGAGGAAAAGUGACUAAAACACUGCUUUGGAUGAUAAAUCAGUGUCAGACGGGAGGAGGAGGCCAGAGGGACUUAUAUCUCCUUUUCUUUAUUUUUCUUUUCUCUCAAAGACGAAAAAAAAAACAAAAAAAACUUUUUUUCAUUAUAAAAAUGUUUGCAUUUGUCAUUCGCCUGUGCUUUAUCAUGUGCCAUAAGGAAACAAGACAAUUAUUGCUCAGUUCUCGUCCCCCUUUUUAGCUGCAGCAAACCUGUAAAGUUCUCCGUCGUAACACUGAGCAUUAGUGAGUUAGUGCGAGCGUCAUACAUGAAGUUACAGGUGGUAAAAAUGAGAAAUUAGCCCGAAGACCGAAACAACGAUUCUUUAACACUAUAUUACUUCUGUAUAUACUGUAGUGAGCGAAUUAGUCAAACAUUACUCUACCUUUUGCCGUUUAGUUUACAUUAUUGGUAUAUCGUAGUUUUCAGGGGCCGUUCACAUGCAGUUUUCCCUAAAAUACUUCUGUUGUUGUUCUUGUUGCUAAGCGACGGAAACCUGGGAGCUGCUGAGAUCAGUACAUUUGCAUUAAUGAACACAUUAGACUAUGUUUUAAAAUAAAACAGCAUGUAUUGACAGCGCCCCUUUUCCCUCCUGUCCUUCACCAACUGAUUCAGAAACUUUUCACUCAAUCAGUCAAUCAAUGUUUAUUGAUUCGCACUGUGAAAUAUCUGCAAGUGCUUCACAUAAAAAGAAAGAAUAAAAAAAACACUCUGUAAAUUAGCAGGAGUAAAGUAGACAAUAGAACAGUCAGGAAGUAAGAUUCAAUAGAAUUAGAAAAUGUACAAUUCAUUAAUUAAAAGAGAGGAAGUGUCACCGUGCGACUGAAUUUUUAAGAUGAGACUCCCAGGUCAGAGGUCAGAGGUCAGAGGUCAGGAGCAGCGACAGCAAAGGAGCGCACACCUCACCGUUUGUGUAAACCCAGUCAUUUUCACAUGUUAAAUAAGGUGAAGCAAGGUCGUUAAUUACUUAUAAAUCUUACUUAAAAUCAACUCCAAUGAGGUUGACAUAAAACAGGUUCGCACCUUAGGGGUGUGUGUGUUACAAAAUCAGCGAGCAGCUGCAUUAUGAAGUUUCAAAAAAAGACCAGUUUGACCGACUUCUUCUUCGUCUUCUUCUUUGGUUCAGGCAUGAAAACAUGUCCUGAAAGUGCCCGAGAUAUUUCAGAUAUCUCACAGAUGCUCAUCGCCCUUUUCCCCCUACGGUCCCGGCUCGCCUCACAUGAAACUGUGGUGACUUCGUUUUACAGGCGACACACACAAACGAGUGACUAGUGACUUGUAAAGCA
This is a messenger RNA of Solea senegalensis (Senegalese sole), 5056 nucleotides long. It is a transcript of the gene gabbr1b, whose product is annotated as gamma-aminobutyric acid (GABA) B receptor, 1b. Gene Ontology annotation, biological process: G protein-coupled receptor signaling pathway; gamma-aminobutyric acid signaling pathway. NCBI's taxonomy places the organism in Eukaryota, Metazoa, Chordata, Actinopteri, Pleuronectiformes, Soleidae. Gene Ontology annotation, molecular function: G protein-coupled GABA receptor activity. The record is from RefSeq and is a predicted model, not a curated record. The transcript has 18 exons. Gene Ontology annotation, cellular component: membrane; G protein-coupled receptor heterodimeric complex. Bases 1099 to 3696 code for a protein of 865 amino acids.